AUGUCAUCGACCAUUAAAGACAGAGUCACAAAGAACAAAUCGGCGCGCCGAAGUGUGGCGAGACGCCAAAUUGAGCAAAUAAAUAGAAAGCUGGGGAAAGAAAACAAGAAGCCUAGGUUGCUGUUGGUAGAGCGCACUAACAAAUUAUCGCUGGCGGAAUUUGUUAAUUCAUAUGUGCCGCCGGAGGACCUCCAAUAUCGUAAAAGUCCUGCUAAGAAUACGGCGCACGGAAAUGAAAACGAGUUGCAUUACACGCUCGAUAUCUACACAGCUGAUUCUCUCCCGACUGCGGAUUUUGAAGCUUGUUUCAAAUUGAUUGAACAAACGUCCUCAGACGCUUACAAGGAAUCUGGUUGGGGAUGGUCCCCGAAGAAAAAGGCAAAGGAGAUGCGACUGCCGGAUAUGAGAUACUUGAUUUUGCGACAGGGUCCGAGAUCAACCGCUAAGGACUUAGAGCAUUCGGCAAGAGAUACGCCAUCCCCCAUCGGACAAUUCCUAGGGUUUACCUCGUUUAUGAUCACGUACGAGGAUGGGAAAGAGGUGGUUUACUGUUACGAGAUCCACCUGUCACCAGCAGCCCAGGGCCAAGGGCUUGGUUCGCAGCUGAUGAAACGGUUGACGAACAUCGGGCGACGCAUUGGCCUAGAGAAAGUGAUGUUGACGGUCUUCAGAUCGAAUGAGGCGGCAGUCAGGUUUUAUUAUAAGAUUGGGUUCACAGAGGACGAGUUUUCCCCACCAGCACGCAUCUUGCGGAAUGGAAUGGUGAAGGAGCCAGAUUAUAUGAUUCUGUCCAGGUCGUUGCGACCCGCUCAACGAUGA
Messenger RNA from Aspergillus alliaceus, 819 nucleotides. RefSeq names its product N-terminal L-serine N(alpha)-acetyltransferase NAT4. The transcript has 2 exons. Lineage: Eukaryota; Fungi; Ascomycota; Eurotiomycetes; Eurotiales; Aspergillaceae. Gene Ontology annotation, cellular component: nucleus. The coding region runs from base 1 to 819 and encodes 272 amino acids. The record is from RefSeq and is a predicted model, not a curated record. Gene Ontology annotation, molecular function: histone H4 acetyltransferase activity; protein N-terminal-serine acetyltransferase activity; histone H2A acetyltransferase activity.